CAUAUGACCAAUGAGAUCUAUUAUCACAAUUGACAGUGAUCGAGAAACUUUUGAUAUUUUUCAGCUGAUUAUUUUGAAUUUUCCGAAUCGUCUAUAUUACACAUAUACAUAUAUAAUAUGAUAGCCUGCAAAAAUCUCUGCAUAAAUAUUAUGAAAGAAAGGCAGAUGCUAAAUAGAUAUCUAAAAACUGUUGUAACCAAAUGCAAUUAUUCAAGAACGGCGAACUCAUCUUCGGAAAACGAUGAGAAGACGACACAUUUCGGUUUUCAAACGGUCAAGGAAAGUGAAAAAAUGAAGGAAGUGUAUACUGUAUUUGAAAAUGUUGCCAAUCAUUACGACAUAAUGAAUGAUGCAAUGAGUAUGGGUAUCCAUCGUAUUUGGAAAGAUAUCUUUGUACAAGAAUUAGGACCGACUCAUGGUACCCAUCUCUUGGAUUCUGCCGGUGGCACAGGCGACAUUACUUUUCGGUAUAUGAACUUUUUAAAGAGUACACCAAAUCCACAAGCUAUACAUAGCCAUGUAACUGUGUGCGAUAUUAAUCAACAUAUGCUAGACGUUGGGAAAGAACGAGCAAAUAGGCUAGGUUUGUCACAGGACAGUAAUUGCAGUAUUACUUGGAAGCAAGAGAAUGCAGAAAAUCUCUCUUUUCUCGAGGAAUCUUUCACCGCUUAUACCAUAGCGUUUGGAAUAAGGAAUGUAACACAUAUUGACAAGGUAUUGUCGGAGGCAUACAGAGUUUUACAGCCAGGAGGAAGAUUUUUAUGCCUGGAAUUUAGCCAUGUCAAUAGUGGAACUUUACAAUGGCUGUAUGAUCAAUAUUCUUUUCAAAUAAUACCUGUGAUGGGACAAUUGAUCACAGGGCAAUGGAAAGCCUAUCAGUAUCUUGUAGAAAGCAUAAGAAGAUUUCCAAAACAAGAAGAUUUCAAAGACAUGAUCGAGACUGCUGGAUUUAGAAAUGUGACUUAUAAAAAUCUAACUUGUGGUGUAGUAGCUAUCCAUUCAGGCUUUAAACUAUAAAUAAAAUAGUUUGUUAAUGGAAAAAAAAAAGGAAAACGAAGAAACAAUAUUAUAAUAUAUCAAAGGUGAAGAAGGGAAACAAAUACUGGCUAAUUUCUUCAGAGGAAGAUACAACCGAAUUUGUGUUCUGCAAGAUAGCAGAAAAUUUUUAAGCAUAAAAUUGUAUCGAGAUAAGAGAGUUCGAAGACGCAAUAUAUGGAAAUUACAGCGAGAUAUGAAAUAGAUUAUGAGGGUGCGAAGAACGCGAAAGAAGGAAGCUUCGACAUGUCGACGGAGACGACCCAGUGAGAGAAGCCUAUCGUAUCGUGUCAACAACGACAACGACGCGCAUCGAAGGCCGUCGUGGCGAGGGGGAAUUCAUUCUGCGUGGCGUAAUAUCUACAUGCGUCAUGCGGUAUGCUUUCUCUCUAGGAGGUGAAAAUUCUUAACUUUCUUCGACUAUAGAAACAUUCCUAUCUAUCUAUGUAUCUACCUCGGUACCGAUGAUGCUUUGCCGCACUCUUACAGCUUUUCAGCUCUUAUUCGUCUGUUAUUGACGCGUCUCUCCCUUGCCUCUCGGAGGUAUGUUACUGGCGCUUACAGUGAUUUCCCUUUGAUCAAUAUCGCGCGAUACAUUAUAUUUUUCACGAUAAAUUAGAUUUACGGUUUUUUUAUUUUUACAGUUCAUGUUCCCUUUUAGAGAUACAUGCAUUCCCUGAGCGUAUUUCUCUCUGGGAAUCUUUCGAUAAAUUAUUCGCAACAUAUGCAACAUAUAUUGUAUAUAUAUGUAGUGCUACGAUAUUAGCAGUUAAUAUAAUAUUAUACCUUCGAAAAGAAAAAUAUUUUAUAUCGUAAAAUAAUUGAAACUCUUAUAAACGGAGAUAUAAUUUACCGAGUGAGAUGAAUUAGAUAGUUCUUAAAGCGGAAGAAAUCGAGCGAAGAUGCAAAGACUAUUCUCGCGAUGCAGCUUCUUGUUGCAUAUAUCGAUUUUCCUGACCCCGAUGAUCUCGC
Formica exsecta is the source of this 2007-nucleotide messenger RNA. It is a transcript of the gene Coq5, whose product is annotated as 2-methoxy-6-polyprenyl-1,4-benzoquinol methylase, mitochondrial-like. Lineage: Eukaryota; Metazoa; Arthropoda; Insecta; Hymenoptera; Formicidae. Bases 118 to 1017 code for a protein of 299 amino acids. Gene Ontology annotation, biological process: ubiquinone biosynthetic process. The record is from RefSeq and is a predicted model, not a curated record. Gene Ontology annotation, molecular function: methyltransferase activity. The transcript has 6 exons.